Messenger RNA from Prunus avium (sweet cherry), 1269 nucleotides. It is a transcript of the gene FLU, whose product is annotated as Tetratricopeptide repeat (TPR)-like superfamily protein. Gene Ontology annotation, molecular function: protein binding. The record is from RefSeq and is a predicted model, not a curated record. Gene Ontology annotation, biological process: chlorophyll biosynthetic process. NCBI's taxonomy places the organism in Eukaryota, Viridiplantae, Streptophyta, Magnoliopsida, Rosales, Rosaceae.
CUUAUGCUCGUGUCGGAUGUCUAGUGGCACCAAUGUUAUUUAUGAAUUAAAGUUAUUUUAUAGUUGACAAAGAUUCUGCUUAUCUAAAAGCCCACAGUAACGCCACCAGCGUUUAUCCGAAGCAAUGGCGGUGGUAGCCCGUUUCUCCUGCUGCUUAUUUACUCACCCGAAGAACUCCGGCCGAUCUCCACUGUCCGAUCAAAUCUCCGUCAAGUCCAGUCUUCCUGAACCAGGGAAGUUACCUUUUCUUCCAUUUCAAGCCGGAAAGCUUAGGUCAGCAUUUGGACUUACUUUAGAUGGACUGUUUGAGAUCCACCAUGUAUUGCCAAACAAAAAAUGUCAGGGAGACAUACAGUUGAGAUUCCCAGCAAUGGAACUUUUGGUUGGUAAUGCCUUAAUACUGACAACACCUUUGAAGGCCUUGGCAGAAACAUGUGAAGCUGAAAACUCUGUUUUCAACAUGAACAUGCCUGUACUGCUAUUUGUAGCCCUCGUAGGGGCCACUGUUGGUGGCUUGCUUGCUCGGCAAAGGAAAGGAGAAUUACAGCGAGUGAAUGAACAGUUGCGUCAAAUCAAUCAAUCUCUAAGAAGGCAGGCUAAGAUUGAGUCAUAUGCUCCCACUUUGAGUUAUUCACCUAUUGGUGCAAAAGUACUACCAGAGAAUGAGGUGAUAGUUGAUCCAAGAAAGCAUGAGUUGAUUUCUCGAUUGAAGGCUGGGAAGAACUUUUUGAGGAAUCAAGAAACAGAAAAAGCACUAGGCGAGUUUAAGACAGCUCUUGAGCUUGCUCAAAGUGUGAAGGACCCAAUUGAGGAAAAGAAGGCUGCAAGAGGUUUAGGAGCCUCGCUGCAAAGACUGGGCAAUCACCGAGAAGCCAUUAAAUACCAUUCUAUGGUUUUGGCAAUCUCCGAGCGAGAAGGAGAAGACUCAGGAAACACAGAAGCUUAUGGAGCAAUUGCUGAUUGUUAUACCGAGCUCGGAGAUCUCGAACGGGCAGGGAGGUUCUAUGACAAUUAUAUUGCAAGGUUGGAAUCUGACUGAAUCAGCCUCAUGACCCAGAAGUUUGGUCUCUAUCUAUGUAUUACAGAGUUAGAUGUAGCCUGCGGAUCCCGGAUCAUUUUGUUUCAUUUUUUGUGCUAGAAGUAGUUUGAUGCAUAAUGCCUUGUUAAACCGUUUACUCUUUCCAACCUUGUCAUUUUUUGUCACUCUAGAUUGUAGAAGAAUAUAGAUGUUCAAUUUUUAAUUCGUCCAAGAAAAUAAAUUACAGAUCA